This is a messenger RNA of Adineta ricciae, 624 nucleotides long. The record is from the annotation of a GenBank genome assembly. NCBI's taxonomy places the organism in Eukaryota, Metazoa, Rotifera, Eurotatoria, Adinetida, Adinetidae.
AUGCUUACAGUCAUAUAUACAUAUUGGCAACAACAAAAAGGUAAAAAAUCUCAUCAAUUUCCAUUUAAUCAUGUUAUUCAACUUAAUAUCGGUGAUGGGUUUGCUAGCGGUCAUCAGAUGCCUAUUACAUAUAUUCGCCAAUUUAUAGCCGGCUGUGCUCAUCCAGCACUCCUGAAUUCCUUUGAAUUUCCAUCAGAUGUUAAAGAACGAGUAGAACGUUUAUUGAAUAUAUGCAUUGGAAAAACUUUCGGUUCAUAUAGUGAAAGUCCUGGCAUUAAAAUAAUACGACAUGAUAUUGCCAGUUAUAUUCAACAAAGAGAUGGACAUCCGUCGGAUCCGAAUAACAUUUACUUAAGUAACGGCGCAGCAGGCGGCAUCGAAACAGUGCUUAAACUUCUUAUGAAUAACUCAAAGAAACCAUCAGGAAUUAUGAUUCCUGUUCCCCAAUUUCCAUUUUACAGUGCUAUUUUAACGCAAUUUGGAGCUCAUCAAAUUGAGUAUUUUCUCGACGAAGAUAACGGUUGGGCAUUGCAUAUAGAUGAACUAGAGCGUGCGUUAAAUGAGUCAAAAGCUAGAUAACCACUUUCGAAACUAAUCAAUCCAUUUCCUUUUGGCCCUUCUUAA